CAAAAGGAAUGGAUAUUCAUCUAGAAACAAAUACUGGAUGGGAUUUUCCUGAUAUAGAUUAUACACCAUAUAACAACAUCAUAUCUGCUGUGUGGCCCACACUUCGCCAUGGAUUGUAUACAUGGGGUGUAAUACAAGUAAAAGUCAAUUAUGCCUACCGAUAUUAUAAAUCUUUCACUGAUAUGGUUAUCCAGGAUCCUUGUUCACAUCCUGAUGUUGUAUCGUGUGGAAAAACAGAUGAGCAGUACAUAAAUGUCAUUUUAAACAAAACGAACAGUUUACAACAUGGCCAUCGUUAUAUUGUGUGUAUUCAUGCCAACAAGUCUGAAAUCAAGUAUGAAAAAUGGACAGAAACACUUGAAGAAGUUAAUGAUUGUAGUGAUGGAGUUACUGUUGACCUUACACCACCAUCUCCCGGACAAGUAUGGGCUGGAAACAAUCCAAACUCAAAUUACCAGACAUCAUCAUCAGACAUAUCUAUCACCUGGGAUUCUUUUAUAGAUGUUGAGGAACAUGAUAAAUCAAUGCACUCAACCGGUAUAUCAAAAUACGUUGUAUCUGUUGGUUCAACGGAAAAUGGAAUUGAUGUAAUUGAUUGUGCAGAUGUCGGAAUAACAAACCAUGUUUCAUUUCAUGGCCUUAACUUGCAAAAUGGACACGAAUAUUUUGUGAAACUAAUAGGUUUUGACUUUUUGGAUAGAAAUACCACUGUUCAUGCAAGUCCUGUAACAGUUGAUAGAACACCACCUGACACUACGGGCAUGUCGAUAACAAUUAACGGAAGACAUAUAACAAAUGCAAGUGAGAUAAAUGCCUGUUGGACUGGUGUAUUUGAGGAUCCUGAGAGUGGAAUAGAUUACUAUGAAUGGGGAGUUGGAUCAAAAGCGGGACAGGAUGACGUCAUUUCAUUUCAAAUAUCCUUACAAGAUUACGCAUCAUCUGUAGAAGACAGUAUGCAGGGACUUUAUAAUGGUCAUUCAUAUUCUAUAUCUGUGAAGAGUUUCAAUAAAGCUGGUUUGAUGACUAUAGCGUCUUCCUGGGCGUAUAUAUUUGAUAUGUCACCUCCUGUAGCAGGACACGUUUACGAUGGCAUUAACGAUACCAGCCCCUCAGAUAUCGACUAUCAAACAGAUAUGUCUUCAAUUAACGUACACUGGGAAGGUUUUCAUGAUCCGCACACAGUCAUUAGGAACUACUUUGUACACAUAGGAACGUGUUCUGGAUGUAACAAUGUUAUGGAGCAACUGUAUAUUGGAACUCAUAGUGAGUUCACAUUAUCACAUAUCCAUCUUAUUUCUGGGGAAAUAUAUUUUUCAACUGUAACUGCAUGUAACACAGCCAAUUUAUGCACAUCUGUGACGUCUGACGGUGUUGUUGUUGACAACAGUCCCCCUACUGUUGGAAUAGUACAGGACGGAACAACAGAUGAUGAUAUAGAGUAUCAAUCUGUCCGAUAUUAUAUUAGUGCAAAAUGGUUCGGCUUCACAGACGCUCAAUCUGGUAUAGAUUAUUUUGUGGUUAGAGCAGGGUCAAGUCAUGGUACAAGCGAUAUCAUCACACCAACAAAGCUACCAUUUACAGACAAAUUUCUUAUGACGGACGUACAAUUACCUUUAGAGAAAAGAAUCUAUAUAACCAUCCGAGUAUAUAACAAAGUCGGACUGUUUUCCGAAUCCACUUCAAAUGGUUUCAAGAUAGACUUGUCAGCUCCAGUGAUUAUAGCUAGACCUUUUCUGUCGCAUGAUCUAGGAUCAGCAAUAGAUGGUUCUGAUCAAGUUCGGUCAACAAUGAGAAUAAAAUGGAACGUAGAAGAUGAGCAAUCAUUUAUUGAACGACAGUAUUUAUCAAUAGCUACCCAUAUUGGUGGAGAAUUUAACAUGACAUCUACUCAGCUGAAUGGUAUUACAACUGGAUAUACAUUGACUGGUUUAGAAUUGCAUGAUGGUGGCAUAUAUAUUAUUAAACUCAUAGUAUGUAAUGGUGCAAAAAUAUGUGUUCAAACACAUUCGGACAAUAUAUUAGUAGAUACUUCGCCACCAGUAGCCGGAAUGUUUGCUAUAAGUACUUACCAUGCAGCUGAAUUAGAGCGACAUACGGCUGGCUGGAUGACUUGGUCUGAUUACAGACUUAAUAUGUCCUGGAUAGGAUUUUCAGAUAUUCAUUCAGGAAUAAGUAGUUAUUAUGUAUCUGUGGGCAGUGAAUUUAUGGCCAAUGAUUUAAACAAGGUACCAGGAACUCCGAUGAUUUAUACACAUAAUGAAUCGGGUAUACAGUAUAAAGACGAAGGUCCACUACAGUACUUCACGGUUCCAACGCAAAAACUAAUAAAGUAUGAGGAUAUUUUUGUUAGUGUUUGGGCUGUAAACCAGGUUGGUUUAUGGAGUAGUAUGAUUCACAGUCAGUUCCAGUUAAUACCAGGCGGGUUUUUAGAUCUCACCAGGCGAUGUUCGGCGCAUACAUGCAUUGGACAUUGUGUCUGUUCUUCAAGAAAUUCACACUGUGCUUCAAACGGAGACGCAUGUAAUGAUAUAUCAAAAGUUAACACUAACACUCUGUUGGAGGUGGUUGACAUUACGGAUUUAACAUCGUCGACAGAAAUCAAGUUUACACCAAGUAAUACCAACCUUGCUGCUAAAUGGAAAAUAUCUAAAAAUCAAGGAUUACAACCCCAGUGGUAUGAAUGGAGUGUAGGUUUAGCUUCAAUGGAAAUGCCAGAAGGUGUUAUUAAUAGCUUCAUUGAUCCCAUAUGGCAUCAUGUUGGACAUAGCAUGGAAGCUGUUUACUCUCUACCAAGAGGCAACAAUCUAAAAGAAACAGUAGCCUACUCAGUAUUUGUUAGGGUUUGGUAUGAUAAAUACACAUUUGCAAUAUUCAAGUCUCAAGGAAUUACUGUUUUAUCCAAGCAAGUUCCUGUAAAUGAUCUUCAAGGAGCAGCAGUUGUGGAGAAAGUGCCAGGUUUUUGGAAGAAUGAUGUAGAUUUUAUCAAAGCAGGGACACUCUUUAUGGUUUCUUGGGAAAACGUAUUUCUCUCCAUCCCGAAUAGCGUUGAACAGUUUAAUCUUUAUCUCAGCAGUUUUUCCGGAGGAAGUGACUUGCAUACUGUGGACGUAAAUAUACCAUCUUCUGCGUUUGCCUUCAACAUAAGUCGAUUAAUGAUGAAACCUGGAGUACGAUACUACAACAAUAUUGUUGUGUCCACUUUGUCUGGACUAAAGACUACAGUAUCAUCUGAUGGGAUCACAGUAGACAUGGCUGCACCUGUUACCGGUUUAGUUUAUGAUGGGAUAGGUUUACAUAAUAACGCUUACCAAAACAAAUCCGACAUUGUGUCUGCUAACUGGCAUGGAUUCCUUGAUACAGAAAGUGGAUUAAGUAGAUAUCAUUGGUGUGUUGGAACAAAAUCGUCAGAUGAUUUUUGUAACGUCCUGUCAUGGAAAAAUGUUGGUAUGCAUACAUAUGUGUCUAAAAAACUGACAACAGAAAUUGACAAUGGUGAUACAGUUUACAGUAAAGUAUAUGCUGUCGACAGUGUUGGUCACAUGUCGCCUAUCAUAGUAUCAAGUGGAGUAACAGUAGACACAACACCUCCUGUGCCCGUCUCAUUCAAUCAUUCAUCGAACAACCUAGUACACAAUCCAUCCUUUGAAGAGACAAAUGGGUGUUUUCUUGAUUUUUCAAACAUUUCAUCCGAGUUGCUAUGUGGAACUGAUGCUUGUUUAAAACCAAAAUCAUGGCAUGGUAACAAGGAUGACUGUACAGUAAUAAUUCGAUCUCAUAUAGACACAGCAUAUGAUGGUCGAUCAUUUUGCUUUGUGCAUGGCAAACUUAAACAGAACAUAACCGGUUUCAUACCGGGAGAAGUAUAUAGAAUAACAUUUGUGGCUGGUCAUUCUCCACUAUCAGAUUCGGCAGUUCCAAACAUAGAGGGAGUGGUCAAAUUCGGAGAUAUUGAACAUAUAUUUCUUAUCUUCACCAAAGACCAAACACAUGGCGUUAUAUCUCCAGGAGUGAUUUGGCACAAACAUUCGUUUUACUUUAAAGCCAAAUCAGAGAUUCUUGAACUUGCUUUAGGGAGUAUAGAUAGAAACACUGGUCUCCUAUUAGAUGAUGUAUUUAUUGAACAAGUUCUUCCUCUGAAUAGUGGCAAUAAGGUUCAUUUUACUACUGUUGCCUUACAUCAGUGGUCAUCUAUCCAUGCUUCUUGGUUAUUCGAAGAUACAGAGAGUCCAAUAGUGCAAUAUCUAUGGGCAGUUGGUUAUACAGAAGGGAGUACAGAAAUACAAGGUUUUACAAGCGUUGGCGUGAACACGUUUGGGUUUAACUACAACGUUACCCUCGUGCACUCCACAACGAUAUAUGUAACAGUGAUUGCAGUUAAUGCUGCGGGACUCUCAACAAAACUACACUCCAUUGAUUUUUUGGUUGAUCUUACCCCACCAGAAAUAGCUUACGUUAACGAUGGCACAGGGUCAGAUGUUGAUGGGCAGGUUUCACAUACAAUAUCAACUAAUUGGAAUGUUGUUGACGGAGAAUCCGGCAUUGCAUAUUGUGAAUGGGCUGCUGGUUUACAACUAUUUGGAAAUGAGAUAUUCGAAUUUACAAAGACUGCUGAUGUAAUGAAAGCAACGUCAACGAUGGACAGAGAAAAAGUUUUACAUAAAAAGAUCUACAUAACAAUUCGCUGUCGAAAUGCGGCAGGAUUAUAUACUACAGCUUGUUCUGAUGGAAUUGUUAUUUCUGAUGAAUCUCCUUCGGCUCUAAAUGCUGAACUGGAGAUUUUGCCACAGUCUCUAACUGAAUAUCAACCUAGCAAUUUUCAUCAAUCCAGUAAAACAUCUGUUAAAAUGAAAUGGUCAGGAUUUUCUGAUCUUUUUGGAAUCAUGUCGUUUAUUGUGAAAUUUGACGGAAAGGAUACCGAUAUAACGACCACUAUUCUAAACGAUAACAAAGAUAUAUCGUAUCUUUCACUGUUUGGACUAGAACUAUCUGAUGAUAUAUACACGACAACUGUUAACGCUGUUAACACUAUGUACCUCCGAAGUACAGAUAUAACAACAAACCUGACCAUUCAGAACACUGCUCCAUUACUCACUGGGGCUGACGCUUCCAUAACAAGAAAAGAAGACAAAAUUACGGUAAACUGGAAGGAUUGCUUUUCAUAUCAAUGGCGUAUGGUAUUUGAAAUUUCAGUAGGAACAACUAUAGGAGGAGCUGAUAUUAUCCAAUGGCAAGAAACCUUGAAUGAUUAUAUAGAAGUGGAAGUACCUGAAAAAUUUAAAGAUGACAAUGAAGUCAUUUUAUUCUUUUAUAUCCGUGCAAUUGGAGAAAGUGGAGAAAAUACUUCACUAAGAACAAAUACUGUUUUAUAAAUGGUUCAUAAAGAUGCAUUAUGAUUCAAAUCCUCAAAAUCAAUAUUUUUUUAAAUACUUUUAUGUGCAUAUCUGAAACUGAUUAUUUAUUUUGUUGUGAUUUUAACACGCUUCGUAAUAAGUGAAUUUCAGCUAAAUCCACUAUUAUUCAAAACUUAAUUAUAUAGAAUAUGGAACUAUAUUUUAUCAUCUUGACAAAAUAUUUUAACUCAAUUUGCAAAGCAUUACUUUUCGGUGAGAAUUUAUUAAAAAGUUACCUGGUAAACUAGACUACUUCCAUUUGAUAUAUCUUAUUUCCAUACAUUUUUAUUCACUAAAAUAUCAUAAUUAUCUAAUCCGAUCGAUCCGGGGAGCGGUAUACUGAAAAAAAAAUCCGUUCGUCCGUCUGUGCGUCCGUUCGUGUGUCCAUCCGUGUCCGUCCCUCCAGUCUUGUCAGAGUUCUCAUACUUACAUUUCCCUGGAAUUUUGUUAUGAAAUUUGUACGAAAGUUUAUAUCUGCAAUGUCGAAAUUCAGAACUGAUCAACUAUUUCCAAGGGAGUUAUGCCAUAUGAAAAUGUAAAUGCUAUGGAGAUUUGCAUUGGAAGCACUCUCAAGCCUAUAUUUCUUGUCAAUUUUUUUACGAAAUUUAUAUUAAAGCUUUAUGUCAGAAAUGACUCGGAAGAGUUGGAAAAUCAGCGCUAGCUAGCUAUUCUUACGGGAGAAAGUUUCCUUGACAAUGUAAAUUUAAAGUUAUAGAAAAUUACAUUGUAAUGGCGUAUAAAAAUCACUGCUAUUUUUAGGGAUUUAAGCCCUUGGAAAAGUAAGCUAUAUGGAAAAUCGCAUUGUAAUCGCUCUCAAAGCUAUUAACCUGUCUGAUUUUUAUGAAAAUUUUAUCAAAGGUUUACCUUUCCAAUUUGUUCAGAUAAAUCAGUGCCGCUCAACUAUUUUUAUGGGAACUAUGCCCCUUGUGAAUAAACAUUAUAGAGAAUUUGCUAUGUAAGCGGGCUCACACAUAAAACUUUUUGAGGUUUUGUAUCUUUACGACAAAACCCGAAAGGUCUUUAAAAACAGAAAGUAUAAAGGAAAGUUUUCAUAUCCUUAUUAAUUAGGGAAGCGUGAAUAUACUAGGAUCUGUGUUUUCAAUCAGAUUGUCUGACGCAUACAUUUCCUGAUGGAUUUCUUUGAAAUUUCAAUCAAUGGUUUAUCUUUUUACUAAUGUCAAACUGAAAGCCUAAUGCCUAUUCCGAACGUUACACCACAAAUGAUAUAUAUUCAGUAAUAUUAACGACACAAACCUCAGAUUACAACGUCUAGAACACAUAAUGAAUGACAAACUGUCUAAGUUAGACCUACUUGAUAUGUUUGCUGAGAAAUUUGAAAAAUUUGAAAACCACUUAUCCAAAAUGAGCAAUAAAAUAGAUGAUAUUAGAAAUGUUCAGCAGAAACACUCACAAACAAUAAGUAAGCAAGAAAAUCAUCAUCAUAACAUUGAAGACAGAGUGAGGAAUCUUGAAAGCUCAAACAGACAAUUGGAAAGUGAACAUUUUGAGUUGAAAGAAAAAUUUCUUGAAUUACAAUCUCAA
Messenger RNA from Mytilus californianus (California mussel), 6932 nucleotides. RefSeq lists its product as uncharacterized. Lineage: Eukaryota; Metazoa; Mollusca; Bivalvia; Mytilida; Mytilidae. The record is from RefSeq and is a predicted model, not a curated record. The transcript is spliced from 26 exons. Bases 9 to 5369 code for a protein of 1786 amino acids. Gene Ontology annotation, molecular function: protein binding.